CCUCCUGGGUAACCAUGCAUAAUCAGUGGUCCCGGUGGAUAGCUCUUACGACGUUAUAUAAAAGCCAUAGCCGCGUUAUGUCGAUCCAGUUACCAGGACCAUCCUGCACACCGCGAAGCCUCCCUUGACCGUCUAUCGUUUUAGAAGCAUCUCGCUAAACCUUCAAUCAUGGGAUUCCGAAGUCUCUGGUGGAUACUGGCUGCAGCCGCCGCAGCCGCACCAGCCUCUGCCGCUACCACGAUUCAUCUAUGCGGUGACUCGACCAUGGCAAAGGGAGGCGGAGGAGCAUCGGGUAAACCGACCGAGGGUUGGGGCGAGUACCUCAAAUACAGCUUCGGCUCAGACUACGUCGUCCGCAACGCCGCCAUCGGUGGAAGAAGCGCAAGGUCAUAUACCCGUGAAGGACGCUUCCAAGCGGUCGCCGACAUAGUCAAGCCAGGCGAUUGGGUCGUUAUCGAAUUCGGCCACAACGACGGCGGCAGCUUAAGCACCGACAAUGGACGUACCGACUGUCCCGGAGACGGAGCCCAGACUUGCCAGACGACGUAUAACGGCGUCGCGGAGACGGUUCUGACAUAUCCCGCGUACUACAAGAACGCGGCCAACCUUUUCCUCGGAAAGGGGGCUAAGGUUAUCCUAAACUCGCCGACUCCGAAUAACAUCUGCGAAAGCGGUACAUGUGUCGACGACGUUUCUCGAUUCGAUACCUACGCGAAGCAAGCGGCUAUCGACCUCGCAAGCCCUAACGUCUAUCACGUACCUCACAAGCAAUACGCAGUUCAGGUCAUGAAGAACCUCGGUCCUACCACCGUCACUGCUAACUAUCCUAACGACCACACUCACACUGGCCCUUUUAUGGCUAACGUCAUGGCUGGAUCUUUCGUCUUGGGGUUGAAGUGCGGAACCAGUGCGCUUGGAAAGGCUGUUAAAAACUCGACCGAGUCGUUGGCUUCGGCUUCGUACGGAGCGUGUAUAAAAUAAGACAACUCUGUUCUUAUUUAGAAUGUUUAGACAGUAUAUGAAAAGCUCUAUGAUAUUACAUCAGUUCUUCUAGGCGUGCCACAAACGACUCCGAAAGGGUACAUCGAUAAGGCUUCGCAUGCCUAGCUCUAAUGUGUCGUGGAGCUAU
Molecule: messenger RNA, 1129 nt
Organism: Annulohypoxylon maeteangense
Lineage: Eukaryota; Fungi; Ascomycota; Sordariomycetes; Xylariales; Hypoxylaceae
Product: carbohydrate esterase family 12 protein
Exons: 2
Coding region: 169-981 (270 amino acids)
Molecular function (GO): hydrolase activity, acting on ester bonds
Source: RefSeq, a predicted model, not a curated record